Plasmodium gonderi is the source of this 2139-nucleotide messenger RNA. Its product is annotated as vacuolar protein sorting-associated protein 45. Bases 1 to 2139 code for a protein of 712 amino acids. The record is from RefSeq and is a predicted model, not a curated record. Gene Ontology annotation, cellular component: Golgi membrane. Lineage: Eukaryota; Apicomplexa; Aconoidasida; Haemosporida; Plasmodiidae. The transcript has a single exon. Gene Ontology annotation, biological process: intracellular protein transport; vesicle-mediated transport.
AUGGAGAACAAUCCAUAUGUUUUUAAAAGCCUUGUUCAGAUUUAUGAGGAAUAUUUAAACUUGAUAAUACACCGAGUGAAGGGAUACAAAGUACUAAUCUUGGACGAUGAGACGAAGACGAUAAUUUCGCUGAUUUUCUCUCAUUCCUACAUUUUAGAAAAAGAAAUAUUUUUGACCUUAAAUUUUAACGAUAACAACAUUUUUGAAGACUUAAAUAGUAACAAGGAAAAUGAUAAGUUUGAUUUUAAAAAUUAUAAAAUAAAAAAUUUAAAACAUCUCAAGGCUAUAUUCCUAUUGAGACCAACUCAUACAAAUAUAUUAAAAUUAAUGAAAGAAUUAAGGAGACCAAUGUUUUUAGAAUACUACAUAUUUUUUACUAAUGUAUUGAAUGAUAAGUAUGUAGAAAAGCUAGCAAAGGCUGAUGAAUUUGAAGUGAUAAAGAAUAUCAUGGAAUAUUACAUAGAUGCCUAUGUAUUACAUGAUAAUUUGUUUUCUCUUAACAUAGAUUAUACGUCUUUUUUAUACAAAAAUUAUGAUAAGCAUUAUCCUUCACGUAUCGAUCAAAGGAAGAAAAAGGAUCCACUUUUGAAGAAUAAUCAGAGUGGAAAGUGGACCCUAGGAAAUUAUGAUUAUACGAUUGGUCAUAUGGGUAAUCAUAAGUAUGAGAAACUAGCCAUAGAAGAGUUUGAUCAGCUUGACCAGGGAGGUGAAAGGAAGGAAGAAGGGAUUUUAUCGAACUCAUUUCCAUACAAGAAUGACAAAUCAAUGGGUGAUGAUGAUACUAGCAUUCAGUCCAAUUUUGCACUAUUUGAAAAUCAAGUGGUGCAAAGAAUAGUAGAUGGAAUAUUUUCACUCUUGUGUUCUGUCAAGCAGGUACCAGAUAUUAUAUAUAAUAGGAAUUCCACCAUUUGUAAACAUAUAAUCGAUUUGAUAAAAAUUAAAAUGCUAAGAAAUGAAACUGUGUUUUCAUCCGUUCUAGAUUCAUACGAAAAGUACAAUGAGCAAGAGGAUAGACAAAGGAACAUAUCGAACCAACAGAAUGAAAACAAUAACAAUUACCAAUUUAAUAAUAUAAUUGGAAAUCAAAAUGUGAACGGAUCCUUUGAGGGGAACUGUUGUUAUAUGUUCAUUAUAGACAGGAGAGAAGACCCCAUUACACCUCUGCUAACCCAAUGGACAUAUCAAGCUAUGCUGCAUGAACUCAUAGGAAUUGAUAAUAAUAAAAUUAAUUUAGAAAAUAAUUCUGAAGAAGAACAAAUAGUUAUGUCAUGUAUUUAUGAUGAUUUUUAUAAUGAACAUUUAUUCGAUAAUUUUGGAGAUUUAGGAAAGGCUGUUAAAACUUAUGUAGAUAUAUACCAAGAAGAAACAUCAAGAAAAAGUAACUUAGAAUCCAUAGAUGAUAUUCAUAAAUUUAUAGAAAUAUAUCCAAAUUAUAAGAAAUUAUCAGGGAACGUUACAAAGCAUGUGAAUAUUUUACAUAAAUUUUCAGAAAUUGUUGAAAAAAGACAACUAUUUUACAUAUCAGAGUUAGAACAAUCUAUUUCUAUUUAUCAUAGAAAAAGUGAACAUUUCAAACAAGUUAUAGAAACAAUAAAAAAUUACUCCUAUACCAAUUAUGAUGUUUUACGAUUAUCCUUAUUAUAUUCCCUGAAAUAUGAAGAUGAAGAACAUGUCGAAAUGAUUAAAACUGAGUUGAUAAAAAGAAAUAUAGACAAAGAUCAAAUAUUACUAAUAGAUGCAUUACUAAUGUAUUCAAAUGAACAAACCAGAAAUAAUCAACUUUUCAAGGAACAAACUUUUUUAAAUUUUGCAAAAACGACUAUAACCAGAACCAUCAAAGGGACAUCAAACGUUUUCACGUUGCAUAAAUCUUAUAUUUAUUACAUCAUUGAAGAUUUAAUAAAAUCCAAGUUGAAUCAUCACAUUUAUACAAGAACCAAUUUGCUAAACAUCGAACCAAAUAUGAAUAAAAAAAUUAAUUCCAUAAUUGUGUUUUUCAUAGGAGGGGCAACAUAUGAAGAGUAUAGAGAUUUGCAAUCUUUGAGCAAAAGGUAUAACAUCACCUUUCUCCUAGGGUCCACGCAAUUGCACAAUUCGCAUUCCUUCUUGGCUGAUGCACUGCAGCUGGUUAAGGAAUAA